Molecule: messenger RNA, 1245 nt
Organism: Racocetra fulgida
Lineage: Eukaryota; Fungi; Glomeromycota; Glomeromycetes; Diversisporales; Gigasporaceae
Source: the annotation of a GenBank genome assembly
AUGCCUCUAAAUUCUUUUAAAAUAGUAAUGGAUCAAAAGUUUGCACCGGAAUAUUUUGUAACGAUUUUUAGAUUUCUUAGACUUAAAGAUUUGCACUCUUGCCUUUUGGUUAACAAAUACUGGGCUAUUUGUGCGGUCCCAAUUUUAUGGGAAGCACCCUUCAAAAUUAAUGACAGUUUUACACCAUCACCUAAAGUGAUCCAAACCUAUCUUGUAUUCAUACCAGAUGAGACUUUUUUCGAAUUAGGAUAUAGUAAAAGGAUUGGGUUAUCGAUUGCUAAACCUCCUUCUUUUGACUAUCCAUCGUUUCUUAAAGAAUUUUCAUACGAUCGGUUUCUUAAUUUGGCUAUAGCGAACAAUUGUUGUAAAGACAUUAUAGUUGAAUUACUUAAAAUAUUUGCAAUUAAUGAUACAAAAUUACGCAGAUUUAAUACUUACGACUAUCUGUUUGAUCAACAUCUUGAAUGUCAAGAUCAAAUAGCACCUUUGGUUCUUCCAUAUUUUUCUGAAUGUAAUCUUAUAUUUAGUAGUUUAACUUAUCUUGAGUGUAUUUAUCAAUGGCCGAUGCAAAAAGUCAAACUUUUUAAUGCAAUAGCGCAGAAAUGCCAUAGUAUUAAAACUCUUAAGGUCAGCGUUUGGCAUGAAGAUGAAGGAAAAGUAUUGGCAAAUCUUAUCAGUUCUCAAAAGCACUUAAAAAAGUUCUUUCUGAUAAACAGUAAUAACUUUGCUUCAUUUCCUAUUCAAGCUCUUGUGGAUCAAAAACAUUCACUUAACAGUGUUACAUUUGAAGACAUGCAUAACAACCAUGAUUUAAGUGAAACAAAAUUUUUUAAUUAUUCAAUAUGUGAUUUAAAUAGCGAUGCCGUCGAUGUACUUUCUCAAUGCACAAACAUCACCAAAAUCAAGUUUAAACACUGCGAAGGACUCAACUCCCCUUUAUUUCUUCCUAUUAUAUCUACUUUUUCAAACUUAAUAUCUUUAGAGUAUUCUUAUGGUACUCAUAAAAUUUAUGAUGCUACAACUCCUAUUAAAUUAUUAUCCGGUCUCAUUAAAAAGAGUUGCAAUACACUUAAAAGAAUUUCGCUAGAAUGGCAUUCUCUUGAUUAUCUUGAUAUUACUCAGCUUAUUAAAGCUAUUACACAACGUACGAUAAAUCUCGAAUAUCUGAAGAUUCCAGUUUAUACAUUAGAACAGCUCGUUCUAAUUCAUCAAGCCUUUAAUCAAUUAAAGAAACUUGAAGUUCAU